Myotis myotis is the source of this 4832-nucleotide messenger RNA. It is a transcript of the gene GTSE1, whose product is annotated as G2 and S-phase expressed 1. Lineage: Eukaryota; Metazoa; Chordata; Mammalia; Chiroptera; Vespertilionidae. The record is from RefSeq and is a predicted model, not a curated record. Gene Ontology annotation, cellular component: cytoplasmic microtubule; microtubule cytoskeleton. The transcript is spliced from 13 exons. Gene Ontology annotation, molecular function: microtubule binding. The coding region runs from base 2400 to 4481 and encodes 693 amino acids.
CAGCCCGGGGCACCCCACCCCAGGCUGCCCUUGGGGUAACCCUCAUUGUCUUCACCUCCUCUCCCAGGCAGGUUGGGAGUGAGGGAACCAGGGGGGGCAGUGACUUGCCCAGGCCACAGGGGGAGGGAGGGACCUCAUCUCAGCCGCCCCUCCUCACGGGAGCACAGCCCGUGGGUGCCCUCCUGCCGCCCUGGCCACGUCCCGGGGGCAUUUGGUGACAUUGAUGUGGGCUUGUCUCUCUUUAUUCUGAACUGCACGUUGUGAAGGGGCCCCCCCACAUGGUUUCUAACAUGGACUGUGACCGGUCAGACCAGCGGUUCCCAACCUGUGGGUCGCGGCCUCUUUGGCGGUCGAUGGACCCUUUCACGGGGGUCGCCUAAGACCAUCCUGCAUCUCAGAUAUUUACAUGACGAUUCAUCACAGUAGCAACAUGACAGUGAUGAAGUAGCCACGAAAAUAAUGUUAUGGCUGGGUCACAGCAUGAGGAACUGUAUUGAAAGGGCCAGGAGGUUGAGAACCACUGGGUCAGAGGAACAGAGCAGGGGAGCUGCCCGCUUUCUGGGGUGUGAGGGUUGAGCUCGGGCUGCCCUCUUGUGGCAAAAACCGAAGCAUCGUGACAUGUGGCUUCAAUGCUCCUGCUUCCGGCGUUCACCUGGCCCCAGGUCCCCUGAGCCAGGAGGUUUCAGUUUAGUGUGCGGACAAAGCCGCCUGCCUGAGGUGAGCAGGACCCUCGAGGGGCUGGGAGAUGACCCAACCCAGCCCCCUUUGAGGCCUCUCUCCAACCGGGCCUGAAGCAAGGCCAUGCCUGCGUUUCCCUGUUCCUUCGGCCAAUAAAUCCUCCUCUUUCUAAAGCUAGAAUGGCCCGGAAGACAUGGCUCAGUGGUUGAGCGUUGACCUAGGAACCAGGAGGUCACGGUUCCAUUUCCGGUGAGGGGCACAUGCCCGGGGUGUGGGCUUGGUCCCCAGUAGGGGGCGUGCAGGAGGCAGCCGAUCAAUGAUUCUCUCAUCAUGGAUGUCUCUACCGCUCUCUCCCUCUCCCUUCCUCUCUGAAGUCAAUAAAAACACAUUAAAGUAAUAAUAAAGCCAGUGUGACCCUGGUUGGUGUUCCCUACACCCAACGGCUCUUGGGUGUAGCUGGGACUUGCGCCCGGUCUGUCUGGCUCCAUCUCUCCUCUCCAGUUAAGCAGGAUCCUGAGCCAAAGAUGACGGGACUCAGAACGGAACCCAGGAUCAGAGACUUGGGAGGGAGAGGCAGGGGCCAGGGGCCCAGCACAUCGGAACCUGGAGCUCAGCGUCUCUUGAGGAGCCCGAAUAGGAAUGAGAAGAGAAGCGGGACCACGGCCACACGGAGUGAUGGGUGUGGAUGGUGUGGAACCAGGGACGAGGGGCCCAGAGGGGGCCCCAGCCGUCCUGGAAGGCCUCUUAGUGGAAGUCGGGCACAGGAUGGCUUCCCCUGGACACAUCUCACCUGCCUGCCCAGAUCAAUGGCUCGACGUCACCCCUGAAAAGGGUGUCUCCCUCCAGAGUUGGGGAAUGGGGAGGAGGCGCUGUUCCCUCCCCAGUCCCUCCGCCCCUCCCUCCUUCAGCCCCUGUUAAUGAGCCAGAGCUUCCUGACACUGGUCUGGGCGGAGCCCCAAGGGUCAAGUGUGGUCGUCUAAGCUGCCUGGCCUGGCCACCAGUCAGCCCCUCUCAGGCCAGGGGUCUCCUGCUGGCUCCAACAGGUGCACUCCCCAUGCAGACCCCUCACCUGGCCACCGGACCCUGCCUGGAGGUGCACCCCUCCAACCUGCUCCCAAACCCCCCAACCAAUCCAGCUCCAGGAGGCUGUAAAGCCCAGGGCAGGCUCCUGCCACCCCUCUGGCCCUGCCCAGGCCCUGAUCACUGUCCCCCGCGGCCAGAGAGCUCCUGCUCCAGGGGCACAAACCGCGGUGUCCAGUACCAAGUGACCAGGUCUCCUUACUGGACUAGGAACCGCGUGCAGCUUUGCAAAGCAGGCAGAUGAACCUGCCUCGUCUAGUCUCUACAACACUCUACGACAGGAAUUUAACUGUCUCCAUUUACAGCUGAAGAGCGGGGAUCAGAACCCACAUCCCUGGCCCCAUGCUAAACCUGCAGGUUCACCGAGCGGGGCUCUAAGCAAACCCCGCCCGGGUCUGCCCUGACCUCCGGCCUGCGCAGCACAUCUGCGCGCCGAGGCAGUGCGCACGCGCGCCACGCUCCUCCUCCCAGGCGCGCGGACUACAACCCCCAGGAUGCACCGGGCAUGACGACCUCGCAGAGCCCUUUUCAAACCGGCCAAUCGCAGCGCGCGCCGCUCCCGUCGCGCCCAGUUUAAAUCCGGGGCGGAGGCGUGUGGGUCGGGGCGUCACAGCAGACACAGACUUGCUGGUAGCUCCGGGAUGGAAGGAGGCAGCAGCGGCGGGCCCCCAGCCAGCCAGGCAGGAGGAGCGGAGACGGAGGUUCCCAGGAAGGAUGACGUCCUGCUUCUGGCCGAUGAAAAGUUUGACUUCGACCUGUCGCUGUCUUCUUUGAGUGCGAAUGAAGACGACGAGGUCUUUUUUGGGCCCGUUGGGCACAAGGAAAGGUGUGUCGCCGCCAGCCUGGAACUCGGCCACCCAGGUCCAAGCCCCCCACAGCCUCCUUCCUCGGUGUCAGAAAGUCCCUUCCGCUGGAGCCCUCUCGCCGGGGAGAAGUUCGUGGAAGUUUACAAGGAAGCGCGCCUCCUGGCCCUGCAGAUCGAGAGCAGCAGCCGGAGCGCGGCCCCCCCGGCCCCGGCCGGGCCCGAGGACGCGGGCAGCCAGGGCGUUGAACGGUUCAUACAGGAGUCGAGGUUAAAGAUGCUCCUGUUCGAGAGGGAAAAGGAAGCCCAGAAAAGCCCCAACUCCCUGAAGAGGGAGACGUACUGCCUGUUGGACAGUCCUGCCAGCGGCCCGCAGCUGCCAGGAAGCCAGCCCGCCUCGGGCGUGGGCCCCGCCGGGGCACAGGGCCCACCGGGCUCUUCUCGGCCUUUGCCCGUGGAAACAAGCCCCGCUCGCCCUCCACGCCUGGCAGUCCCUCAGAAAAAGGUGGCCAGCAGGUUGCCGCCGCCCCGGGCCUCGUCUGCCAGGGGAGGGAGCCUGCCCGUGGCCGCGGAAAAGCCUCCGAAAGAGAAGCCGGCCAGUCCUUCCAAGAUGAAAAUCCCACACGAGAAGGAACCCCAUGGGGCUGCCCGGGAUGCCACCACCCUGCCAGCCAGCAGGAGCCACUUGGUCCAGGGCAAGCGAUCGCUCCCUGCUCCAAACAAGCUGGGGCUGAAGAAGACGCAGCUGAGGCUUCCCGGAGGCGCGGGGGGUCCUGCACGACAGCCCUGCGCCCGGGGGUCUGUCCCGGGCGGGAGCGCCGGCCUGGGCGCCUCCCCGGCGGCCGGCAGAGCCAAAUCCAGCGAGCGCCCCAGCGUCUCUGCAGCCCGCGCCCGGCCUCCCGACCCCCGCCAGUCGGGCCGCGCGAGAGCCCCUGCCGUCCGGCCGGUCGCCCAGCUGCCCGUGGCGCCCACCGCCCUGGCUCUCACGCAGCCACAGACGCCAGAACAGGGGGGCGGGCGGCUGAGCCCUCGGCCCAGUCUGUCCCGCUCUCAGCUGCACGGCCCGGGCAGCGCCAGGCGGGCCUCCUUCCUGAUUUCCCAGACGAAGGCUCCGCCCACCCCGACGAGUCAGUUUAAAAUCCCCGCGUUUCCUCCCGGUGACAGCACGACGCCUAGGUUCUCUGGGGCACGGAGGCUGCAGUCCUGCACGUCGGCGGGAAGGGUGGCCCACAGCACUCCCGCACCGCGCCCCUCAGGGCCGGCCAGGACCCCCGCCAGCACCACACGCGCGUCCGGCCUGCCCACGCCCACCGGCCGUCGGCUCUCUGGCCUCCCAUUGGUGACCCCUAGCACCGUGCCCAGGACCCUGGCUUCUCCCCUGUGCGUGUCCACUCGGCAGCUGUCAUCUGAGCCCCGGAGGACAUCUGCAGGGAGAGCUACGCUGGGGAACGGGGGCAGCCAGGCGGUGGCCCCAGGUUCCGACGUGUCCUCGGACGGGAGUCUUUCUCCGGCUGUGCCGCAGGCUCUCAGCUUUUCUCCAGAGAAGAGCGAGGCCGCCGUUUCAGAAAGUGCUGCCGCAGAGCGAGUGCUGGACGCGGCCCAGCCCCCUGAGGAGGCGGCCCCCCGAGAGGCUGUCCUCGUGGACGUCCCGCUGGGCCAGCGCGUCACGCCAAGCACUGGGUGCCCCCUCGGCGACCACCCUCUCAUCGACCUGAGCCUCACCCCAGAGGCUCCCGUGGCUUCGGGACCUGGAAGUCGGCCUCUGCUUGACCUCCUGGCGAACACCCCAGACACGGACAGGAAAGCCACGGCCAAGCCGCUCCCCGGGGUGGGACAGCUCAUAGACCUGUGCUCGCCGCUGAUCCAGCUGAGCCCCGAGGCCAACAAGGAGAACAUGGACUCGCCGCUCCUCAGGUUCUGAGGGCAGAGCCGCCUUCACCUCCGUCUCCCUGUGAGCACACACCGUCCGCGCGUGGCUCCAGCCCUCAGACGCCCGCUUUAGGAGAAAUUAUAUUGGAAAAAGGUUUAAAAACCUCAGGGAAAUUCCCCGGGGGUGGGGGCUGUGGGAUGGGGCGUUGGCCACCUGUGGUCACUGCCGCCACUCCCUGCGCGGUGCCCGUCGGAAGUCCACAUGAACUUUAUGAAUCUUUUUUAUGUAAAAUAGCAAAUGACUAUUUUAAGAACUAAGUUUGUAUAAAAGUUAAGUAUUCUAGGUUUAAGUUAAAUUGUAAAAUAAGCGAAAAUAUAUUAAAGCAUAUCUUGGUUUCAAAUA